AUGUCGUCCACCGCCCACUCACCUCAAAAGAUCAAGCUCUGCGAGCAUGUGUUGCUCCAGCACUUUGGUCCCAUCGCCGCACGAGUUGGGGCGCUUUUGCUCAAAAGAGGUCGACUCAAUAUCCGCGAGAUCCAGCGUUUCCUCAAUCAAGCACCUACGCGCACCAACCGUGGCCCCACCGACCCUUUCAGCAAUGCCAGCACAACACAUAGCAAACCCACUCUGGUAUCAGCGCCAAUCGCAGGUGCCAGCUCCAGCCACAAUACCGGCGAUCCCAAUGCUCCCGUCCCCGUUCCAAAACUUCUGGUAGAGCAGACCGUUAUGACUCUCAUCCAACAUGGUUGUGCUUGGCACAGCUCUACAGAUCCCGAAUUGGCCGAUCCAAACGAAGAGUUUUUCGAGAUCAACGUCAACCAAGUGCUGUUGCGCUUGCGAUUCGGUAAAUACAUCGGCAUUGCUGAGCAGGAGCUAGGCGACACUGCAGCUAGGAUUGUCAAGCUCGUCUUGCAGCACGGAAAGCUUCAGGCUAGCGACAUUAUCGACCGUACCGCUUCGGACAUGGACACGCAGCGCAAGGCAUCGCUCGCUGCUGCCCAGGCUCAUCUGAACGGUGACCCACCAAACCGUACCGCCAACGGCUCGAACAAACGCAAAGCAGGCGCCACAGAUCCACUUGCAGAAUUGCAGGCGCAGGUCGCACGCCACUUGACCAUCAUGCUUUAUCGCACCUAUUUGCGGCCGAGUUCAGUCCACCAGCAUGUUUCGCCUCGAGAUAAGGAGAUCAAGUAUGAAGCCAAGAAGCGGCGUGAACUGCGUGGUAUUCCUACACCAAAGGAUCUGCAGCGUAUUCGCGAGGACGUUCGAGUUCAGAUUGCAGAGGAGAGGGAUGCAGAUUGGGACGUCUCGGCAACUACCGUGACACUCGGAGCUGAUGGAUUGACUGCCGACCACCGAGAAACACGGCUUGGCUUGAUCCGUAAGAAGCAGAGCGCUAUUGCUGUAGCCAACGCAGCCAGCAAGAGCAAGCGGUCCAAGUCCAGCAGCAGCAGCAAGGACAAGAAGGGCAAAGACAACAAGAACGGCGUCAACGGCAUACACUUGGCGGAAGGCUUCGACCCUGCAGAUGACUUUGAGAUCGACCCUACAAUCUGGCUUCGAAUCCACUACGAUCGCUUUGACGUCCACCUUCGGGACGGAAUCAUGAUCGAUGCAGUACGGGAAAAGUACAAUAACACGGCCGCAGAAGUCUUCCGCCAGCUCAUCUACGCAGGUGACGCAUCAACAAAGAAGUCGGUACGUGACAUUCGUAGCGCACCCAUCUCCAUCACCGCUCUCUCUCACAAGCUCCCCUCGGAUCUUUCGCUGCAAAAAGGUUUCGACCGACGCUCGUUCGGUAAAGACAAAAGCUCUCUCCCCAGUCGUCAAGAGUUCCUUGCAGAAUACUGUGCCAUCUUCUCCAACUGCGAAGACGUUUCUGGAAAGUCAAAAACCUCGCGCUUGAUGGCCCCGGCCUCGGAUAGCAGCACCAAAACAGCUGGUGGGUCCAAAGUUGCCUCUUCACUCACGAUCGAAUUCAGCAACGUCGCCGAACGAAUGCGUCGAGAUCUCCUCCGCAACGUCAUCGAAGAAAAAUUUGGCACUGCAGCAAUCCGCAUCAUGAACAUCCUCCGUGAAAAGGGAAAACUGGAAGAGAAACACAUCUCGAAACUUGCACUCGUAUCCAUUUCCGAGACUAGAGAUCUUUGUUCUCGUCUCUUCCACGCUUCCUUGUUGGGAUUGCAAGAAGUUCCGAAGACCAAGGAUAGGGAUCCGGCAAAGACGUUUUUCUUGUGGUUUGUAGAUGAAGCAAAGUGCAGAGCUUGGCUGUUGGAUCAUCUUUAUCAGUCUUUAGCGAGGUUGGGUCAGAGGAGGAAUGAAGAGAUGAGGAGACAGCUGACGCUGUUGAGGAAGGUGGAAAGAAGUGAUGUCAAGCUGGACACGGUUGGAUUGUUGACAGAAUGGGAAAGGCAGACUUGGGAUAGAUUGCAGAGAGUGUUGCAGAUGUUGACGGUGGCGGAAAUGAGAACGGAGAUGGACGUUUUUGUGAUGAGAGAUCUUGCUGCUGGGACUUUUGUUAGUGAUGAGCAGUAG
Molecule: messenger RNA, 2130 nt
Organism: Ustilago hordei
Lineage: Eukaryota; Fungi; Basidiomycota; Ustilaginomycetes; Ustilaginales; Ustilaginaceae
Exons: 1
Coding region: 1-2130 (709 amino acids)
Biological process (GO): DNA-templated transcription
Cellular component (GO): RNA polymerase III complex
Molecular function (GO): single-stranded DNA binding
Source: RefSeq, a predicted model, not a curated record